GACAGACACUCUCUGAGCACUGCCGGCCACCGGAUAAGGGAUGAUCUGGGGCCGCGUGGGACGAGGUCGGAGGAGUCUUCCCCGGGGAGACCUCUAAGCACGGUCUCCAGGAAGAACAGGUGUCUGCCGGGGUGGAAGGAAGUGGGCAAAGCGAAUGAGGGCUGGAGGUAAAGCACAAGGAAGGGUAAUAAGACAAAGAAAUAAGAAAGAGGGCUGUCGAGCGGCUGGAGCACGGGGGUGUGAGCGCAGGGACCGGUGUGGGACGCGCCAGACUGGGCGGCGCGUUGAAACCAUCCUGGGGUUUGGAUUCAUCUCCCAGCUCCCUGGAAAGCACAACACAGUCCUAACUCCCAGUCCAGCGUGCGCAGCCGGCAACCCCCGCGGAAGCGGAGGGAUGGGGUGUCCCCAGCUAGGGACCUCGAAGUCUCUGUAUGCGAAUUCCUGGGAACUGAGAUUUGGGGCAGAACCAUUCUUGGGAGGUGGAGAGGGGAGGAGUGGCCCUGCACUCGGAACCCGAGCCCACGGAACCUGCUGGAACCGCCGCUCGACUCUUCUCCUCAUUCUGAUUUUUGCGCUCUGCUUCUCCACCAAGAGUUCCACUCACACGCGACCCGCAGUCCCGGGCCCCACUGGCAGCUCCCGGCCGCCCACUCCCGCGCGUGGUACGGCCCGCGGGCGCCCACUCCGGGCGCUGGUUAUAAAGGCCCGGCGGCUGCAGCCGACUGCGGACUCAAGAUGCGUCCUAAGGGGUCGGGGCCCGGCUACGUGAGGCACCGGUUCAGACCCCGGGAUCCGGCGGGAGUCAGCCUCGCACCCCCACUCGCAGCCAAUCCCACUCCAGAGCCCUCUGCACAGGUGGCACCCGCCCCUGCGCGGGCACCCGCGGCCAGACAGGGAGCAGGAUCCAGAUCCCCAUCCGUCUCGGGACGCCCAGCCGGAGCUCGCGCGACCUCCAAGGCUGGAUCGGCGACAGGACCCCCACGCGCAUCCGCAUUCUCAGUCGCCCAGGGGAAUGCCCAGUCCGUGCACGGCAACUCGGAUGCGCCACGGACCCGCUUCAUGUUCCAGGGGCCCGUUGGUCCCCGGGCCACUGGCCUGGGGACUGGAAAGGCGGCGGGCAUCUGGAAGACGCCGGCCGCCUACAUCGGCCGUCGGCCUGGGGUGUCUGGCCCGGAGCGCGCAGCCUUUAUCCGGGAGCUGGAGGAAGCGCUGUGCCCUGACCGACCCCCGCCAGUCAAGAUCACCCAAGAAGAUGUCAAACUGAUGUUAAAUCUUCUAGAGGAGAGGGAGCGGGACCUCCAUAUGGCGGCUCGCAUUGGCCAGUCCCUGGCGAAACGGAACAGUGUUCUGAUGGAGGAGAACAGCAAGCUGGAAGCCAUGCUGGGCUCAGCCAGGGAGGAGGGAUCCUCUCCCCCCCACUGGCAGAUUUUACACCUCAGACACCAGGUGAGCUUGCGAGAUGAUCUCCUCCAGCUCUACUCCGACUCGGAUGAGGACGAAGAGGAGGAGGGAGAGGAGGAGGAGGAGGAGGAGGAAGAGGAGGAGGAGGAGGAGGAGGAGGAAGAGUGGCAGCGUGAUCAUCUCUAUGGAGCCUCUGAGCCGACUUCUGUGUGGGAGUCAAGGCACCAGUGCCCGCAGCUGGAAACCCUGCAGGAGCAGCUGCAGCAGCUGCAGGCGGAGAACGAGCAGCUGAGAGAGGAGGCCUCUCACCUGGACGCCGUUGAGGAGGAGGAGCAGAAGCUCAUCCUGGAUUGUGUGGAGCAGUUUUCCGAGGCCAGCCAGCAGAUGGCCGAGCUGUCGGAGGUGCUGGCGCUCAGGAUGGAGACCCACGACCAGCAGCGGAGGGAGGUCACCCAGCUGCGGACCCAGGUCCUGACGCUGCAGCGGUGCUGCCAGACGUACGGAGCCGAGACGGAGAAGGUGAAGCAGCAGCUGGCGUUGGAGAAGGAAAUCCAGAUGCGGCUCCAGGAUGAGAACCUGCAGGUGGCUUCCCAGCUGCAGGACCUGCGGGAGAAGUUCACAGAGCGUGAGGGCGAGCUGACCGAGGCCCAGGAGGAGGUGGAGACCCUCCGCCGGCGAGCCCCUGUGUCCACUGGCCCAGUCACCCACUACACAUACACUGUACCCCUGGAGGCCCUUCCUGGUUUCCAGGAGACCCUGGCGGAGGAGCUCAGAAUGUCUAUGAGGAGGAUUAUCUCAGACCCUGUGUUUUUUAUGGAAAGGAAUCACAGAACGACUACAGAGGAGAUGUCACAUCUGGGGUACAAGCUGUGCUGCAAUGAGGCCCGAGAGCAGGACCGCGGGUUCGAGGCUGAGAAGGGUUUAAUGACGGCGGAGGAUUUUGUGGCAGAACAUUUUGUGCCUUCGGAGGAGUUGGGGGCCACAGAAGAGGGUGUGCCAUCCGAGGAGGGGUUGACAGAAGAGGCAGAGGAGGCUGAGGCCUGGGAGGAGGUGGAGCCGGAGCUGGAGGAGGUGACGCAGACGAACGCAGUGCCCUCAACCCUGGAGGCUGGCGGCGCGGGCCCCUCUCACCUAAGCAUGAAGCGUGUCCUCCAGCAGCUGGCUAACUGGCAGGACUUGGGGUACAGGCGGCAGCUGAGGCAGAAGACGCUCCAGAAAGGUGCGUGCUCCCGCGGGGGCCUCGCUCUGGCCAACCGGACAAGGACAAGCUGCAGAUCAUCAAGCCGAUGAAAGAGAUUCUCUGAUGGUUAGUGGUAGCCAAAGAACACUGCAGCCAUCGUCAUCAUCGCUCUUCUGUCUCAAAUGCUGAGGCCAUCGGCUCCAUCCUCGUACCCCAUGCCGGUGGACCAGCGACGAGAAUCGUAGUAAGGCUGUGGCCACAACACUCCAGGAGUUAUCAGCACCCUGCUUGAUACUAGCAGUUGUCUGGCUAGCGAAGGGUCAAAUUCCAGAAUCCCAAGAUGGCAGUGUUGCUUUCUACAACCCUUCUAGGACCAAGCGUUUUCAGAUGAGUCUCCCUGCCCAGAGACAGACUUGGAAAUAAGGAUUUGAGUGCAAGUAGUUUAUUUGGGUGGUGAUCCCAAGGAACACCAGUGGGAGCGUGAGUGUGCGACACAGGGGAGGGAGGCCCGUCACCAAAGGAUGUCCUCGAGCAGAUUCCUGCUGUGGGUAAGUGGGGCUCAGUCCCGCUGGGGAAUUCUGGGAGACAGAGCUGAAUACACCUCAGCGUUACCCCGCCCGAGGGUGAGGGAGCCGGAGUAGUGAUGCUCCUGGUCUCACCUGUCACGGACUCAGAGCUGCUUCUGGAGGCACUAACUGCAGCGUUUGCCUCCUGCCUUGCACUCGGAACCCCCCGGGGAACGGUAGCACGUGCUUGUGGAAGGAUGCUGCUGACAGGCAGAGAGCUAUGAGGGAAUAUGGGUGAAACAUCAGCAGAGCCUGUGCCGGCCACUCACCUGCCCAUCUGGCGAAUAUUUUUGGAUACCUCCUGUUCUUGGAACCGGGGACACAGCAGGGAAGAGGGACACGUGGUCCCCACUCUUACAGAGGUGCCCUUCUAACUGGGGAGGUGGGCAAUAAGCUAGUUAAUGAGACAAGGACAGGGCGCAGUGCCAGGGACUCUGGGGCCCUCGGGGGCGGUUAGAGAGUACUGGGCACCGCAUACGAAGCAGGAGGAGCAGAACCUGUGGGUCUCUCAGAAGAGGCAUGUCAGCCAGGACCCCAAGGAGAAAAAGGGGAGCCAGCCAUGUGGGUGCCUGGGAAAAGCCUUCGGGGCACAGGAACGGUGAGGACAAAUGUUCUGAGCAGGACCAAGCACGGCGCGUUUGUGUAAGGAAAGGGGAGGAAGGAACGUGGCACCUGCUGGGAGGAUGGCAGGGCGGACUUAGGGCUUUGGCCAGGAGUUUAGGUCUUAUUCUAAGUGUGACAGGAAGCAUUGGAGGGUUAGAACCUGGAGUGGCACAAUUUGAUUUAUCUUUUAGAAAGUGGACUCUGGUUGUGACCCCACCACCACUUUCCACCUGCACGAGUGGAUUCGGGGUCUGUGUGAGGCUCUGGGGACACCCAGAAGACAGAGUCAUGGUCCCUGCCCCCAGGAGAAUGCUCCGUUCUCCCCGCUGCCUCAACCCUGUCCCCACCAGCUCCCCUCUCCUGCCCCACACUUGACACAACGGGAUCCACUGGAAGCUAGUUUAUUUGGAGUGGUUUGUCAUGGGGCUGGGGUGGGCUGAGAGAUGGCUCGGCGCUGAAGCUCCGUGCUAGGGAUGUCGGUCCCCUUCCUCAGCGCUGCGGCGGCCGAAGUCCAUCCAUCCGUACGCUGCUUCUUCCUCCUCCACCCACGGUCCCUGCUUCUUGGACAGGUCUGAGGGGCAGAGGGCAGAGAGGAUGUGAGGCUAUGGGAAGGACCUCUAGCCGCUGGAAACCAAGGCCGGGGGCCAAGCCUGGCUAGGCGAGACAAGCAGGGACGGCUG
Messenger RNA from Ailuropoda melanoleuca (giant panda), 4430 nucleotides. It is a transcript of the gene HAP1, whose product is annotated as huntingtin associated protein 1. NCBI's taxonomy places the organism in Eukaryota, Metazoa, Chordata, Mammalia, Carnivora, Ursidae. Gene Ontology annotation, molecular function: signaling receptor binding; myosin binding. Gene Ontology annotation, biological process: anterograde axonal transport of mitochondrion; neurogenesis; vesicle transport along microtubule. The transcript is spliced from 13 exons. The record is from RefSeq and is a predicted model, not a curated record. Bases 736 to 2691 code for a protein of 651 amino acids. Gene Ontology annotation, cellular component: cytoplasmic vesicle; dendrite; mitochondrion.